CCUAAUGCCAUUACUGUCUACCUAUGCAGUGCAAAAUGAACACAAUAUUUUGAGUAUUCCAAGCUGCUCGAGUAUUUUGUCCGAAGUUGUCUCGUCUCUGGCAAUGGAAAAAUUCAUUAUGAGAAGUACACUAAAACACCUGCAGAUUAUUAGAAUGAACAAUGAAGUCCCCGAGUGCCGUCCUCUCUUACACUAGAUGCUCCACCCUUAAGUUGUCAGUCCCAAUGGAGACUUUAGUACUUACAGAUACAUCCACAAGUGAGAGCUUCAAUCAGAUCAGCUUAGGUUUAGAAAUUGAAGACGUAAACGACGUCGUUUGAAUUCUUCGCAAGGAUGUGAGAAUGAACUAUCCCAAUUGUACGGCCGAGAAUACGUGCGGUUUAUGUUAAAAGAGAAAAUGGAAGUUGGAUAUAGAAAGCAAUUGAAUUUUCCGAUGCCCUCUUCAAGUUCAGAUUUUGAGUUAUGAGCACAUUGGUUUUUUACCGUAGCUUAUGCCCAUCUUCAAGGAGAACACUCUCCUCUUUCAGGGUCGUCGCCUCGUCACCGGAAACUGCUGUGUCGCGGCGACAGGCGCUGGAACAAGUAGACAGGGAGCUGGCCAAGGGAGACGAGAGGGCAGCACUUUCUAUUGUCAAAGAACUGCAAGGGAAGCCUGGUGGACUUCGUUGCUUCGGUGCUGGCAGGCAGCUGCCACAAAGACUCUACACUCUUGAUGAAUUGAGGCUCAACGGAAUUGAAACAGCGUCUCUUCUGUCGCCGGUGGAUGCAACUCUUGGUUCUGUUGAAAGAAACCUGCAGCUUGUUGCUGUUUUGGGAGGGGUUGUUGCAUGGAAUGUAUUUGGAUUUAGUCCUCAGCAAUUAUUGCUUCUUUCUCUGGGAUUGUUGUUUCUCUGGACACUGGACUUGGUCUCUUUCAAUGGUGGAGUGUGGAGCUUGGUUCUUGACACGAUGGGUCACACCUUUAGUCAGAAGUACCACAACAGGGUUAUUCAACAUGAAGCUGGCCAUUUCUUAAUUGCCUACUUGGUUGGCAUUCUUCCUAAAGGAUAUACACUGACCAGCUUGGAGGCUUUGAAGAAAGAAGGAUCACUGAAUGUCCAGGCAGGGACUGCUUUUGUGGAUUUUGAGUUUCUUGAAGAAGUUACUACAGGAAAAGUAUCCGCUAUGAUGCUGAAUAGGUUUUCGUGUAUAGCACUGGCGGGAGUGGCAACUGAGUAUCUACUAUAUGGAUACGCUGAGGGGGGCCUAGCUGAUAUUAACAAGCUGGAUAUAUUGCUCAAAAGCUUAGGGUUCACACAGAAGAAAGCGGAUUCCCAAGUCAGAUGGUCUGUACUGAACACAAUCCUGCUGUUACGCCGCCAUGAGGCUGCCAGAGCCAAACUUGUAGAGUCAAUGUCCAUGGGGAACUCUGUUGGAUCUUGUAUCAGUGUCAUAGAGGACAUCAUAGAUGAUGCAGAAAUCUAAUCAUAAUUCAUCCUGCCGCGCUACGGCAUUCAACUGUUAUGGUAGGUUAGAACCAAAGAUUCUAUCAUAUUAGUUGAUUAUUUUCACACUGAAUGUAAAAGAUUUUGUAAUAAAGGAUUGAAGGUAAUGAAAUGAAUUCAUCUCUUCUUU
Molecule: messenger RNA, 1614 nt
Organism: Rubroshorea leprosula
Lineage: Eukaryota; Viridiplantae; Streptophyta; Magnoliopsida; Malvales; Dipterocarpaceae
Source: the annotation of a GenBank genome assembly